This is a messenger RNA of Prorocentrum cordatum, 2226 nucleotides long. The record is from the annotation of a GenBank genome assembly. NCBI's taxonomy places the organism in Eukaryota, Dinophyceae, Prorocentrales, Prorocentraceae.
AUGCUCGUGGUUGUCAUGCCCACGAACAUUUACAUCGGUGUCAUGGGCAACGCGUACAAUCACAACCACGGGAAAGCCCUGGAGCUGUUCGUGCGCGCCCGCGCAUCCAUCUGCCUCGACAUCUCUUUGCAAUACGGCGGCGCAUGGCUGGCAGUGUGCCGUGACAGGAACGGGCCACCUCUCCAGGGAUGCCUCCGUAACAAGGGCCUGCGUGUUUCUGUUCCGUAUUUGGAGGGUGAGGGCGACCUUUUUCACGACGAGGGGCGACGAGGAACGGCCUCGGCGUUUCUUGACGAGCACGCGUGGUUCUGCUGCGCCGGUUCGAACUACAAUCUGGGUAUGAGGGCGGAAGACACUGGAACCACGUCGGUGCACCAGAUGCGCGAGCUGCAAAAGGCGGUGGGGAGGGCGCAGGAGAUGCCGCAGCAGUUGCGGCACCUGCCCGAGCAGGUCCUCGGCCUCCUGCAGGAGGGCGACGUCGUGCGCUCCAGCCGGGCGGUGCCGGGGGCCGCAGCGGAGGGGCGCGUGUGGGUAGAGCUGGCGGCGGAGGAGGUCUGGGCCAGGGGCUGGAAGCCGCGGGGCACUCCGGCCGACGGAGACGCGGCCUUGGCAGGCUUCGUGCUGACGGAGAGCGACUCCGACUGCUAUCUCAGGUAUGUCCCAGAGGACGAGUGGGACGAGCACCCGUGGCCGUAUGCCGAGUCCAUGGAGCGGGCCGAGGAGAUGGGCGUGCCCUUUGAGCUCGACCCCCGGGGCUGCGGCCUGCGCCCGCGCCCGCUGCGCGCGCUGCCGCCACGCCUCAGCUGCUGGAGCGAGCCGGGGCUGCCGGCGGCCAGCUGGCGCGCCUCCGAGCCGCUGCUGCACCCCCCGCCUGCGGCCGUGGCGGCGGACGCGCGGCGCAGGCGCGAGGCGGACUGCAUGUCCGACGUGCGCAGCCUGCUGAAGCUGGCGCGCUUAGGCAGCUCGGCCACAGGCGCGGGCCCCGUGGCCCAGGGCCUACCCCGGCUGCUCGUCUCGGCGCUCCUCCUGGCGGGCACCACGCUGUCCUCCCUGCGCAGCUUCCUGAGGUACCACUUCCACGUCGGUUUCGAGGGCAUAGUUCUUUUCUUAGAGCACAGCUGGACCCCGCCGCAGGAGGCGCACGCCAUCAACGGCGUGGCGCGGGCCUGCGCCCGGGCGGCUGGCUUGGAGGCGAGCGCCGUGAGGGUGGUCUCGCUGGACGAGCGUUGGUGGGAGGAGGCCGCGGGCAGCCGGGCCGCGUCGCCGCGGCGCUGGGAGGCGGCGCGGGGGGCGCGGCGGCACGGCGACGCCGGGCCCCUGCAGGAGCUGCUCGCCGCCGAUGCGCUGCGCCACGCCGGCAGCCUCGGCUUCGACUGGCUCGUUCACGCCGGCACGUGCGAGGAGGCCUUGCUCGUGCCGAGCAGCCGCGACGUACGUGGCUUCUUUAGCUCGUUGCCGGACGGGGUCGACCACGUCCACUUCCACGCCCUGGAGGCCGUGCCUGGGUGCCAGUCGGGGGACUGCUUCAUGGAUACCGGGCUCUUCAGAGUGCCUCACCAGUUCUUCACCGAAGACGGGCGCAGCGGUGGCCCCGUUUCGCUCGGCGCUUACGCGGGCCAGGAGGCCGUCGUCGAGGCCGACGACUGUCCAGAGUUGCGGGAAAUGCAGGCCCAGAUUUUGGCUGCGCGCGAGGCGUUUAUCCGCAGGUCUUGCCAGGGGGAGCAGGACCCCGGCGUCGGCGUCAGGCCAGCUGGCUGGCCCCCCGGCGGUGGGCUGGGGCGCUCCGCCUGCCGCGCGAGCCGCGGGGGCGCGCCGCUGCCGCUGCCCGGGCGCGGGGCGCACUGCUUCGUCGCCGCCGAGGACGGGCCGCCGCUCACCACCCUCGUGUGCUCGGGCGCCGCGUCGCCGGUGAUGUUGCACUUCGGGGCCUGCAAUCUCGAGGCAUGGAGGCGCGGCGUUCCGGCUGCGGCGGUGCCCGCCACGUCCCCCCGGGCGGGUGCCGCGGAGGCCCAGAGGGACGCCGACGCGGGCGCCAGGUCGCUGCACAGGGCGCUCGCCACGGGCUCCGCCGUGGGCGAGCUGCCCUUCCUCGCGGCCCACGGCGCCCUGGCGCGCGUGAGCACCGUCCAGGAGGUGCUGCAGUUCCUCGACCUCCGCGCGGCGGCCGCCCACCCGCCUCCCGCCCAGCAGGCCGCCCCCGGGCGGCCUGCCCGCCUGCCCGCGGGC